This is a messenger RNA of Chrysochloris asiatica (Cape golden mole), 2148 nucleotides long. It is a transcript of the gene CSGALNACT2, whose product is annotated as chondroitin sulfate N-acetylgalactosaminyltransferase 2. The record is from RefSeq and is a predicted model, not a curated record. The transcript has 7 exons. Gene Ontology annotation, cellular component: Golgi cisterna membrane. Gene Ontology annotation, molecular function: glucuronosyl-N-acetylgalactosaminyl-proteoglycan 4-beta-N-acetylgalactosaminyltransferase activity. The coding region runs from base 271 to 1899 and encodes 542 amino acids. Lineage: Eukaryota; Metazoa; Chordata; Mammalia; Afrosoricida; Chrysochloridae.
AAGUCACCACCAUAUAAGUGGAUUUUAUCUGAUUCUGUAGAUCAGAUUGCUUUAUUCUGGAUUUCAUGGUAACAAUACAGCAAGUAUGUAUAAUGUUUCAUUUCUGCAAGUAGUCAUGAUUGCUGAAGAAGAAAUUCUGAAGAGAGAAAUCAUUUUAUUUUGGUACCUUUUAUGGAAAUUUGAAUUUUGCUUUUCAUUUUUGAUAACUUUCUGCUAAAGGUAUGAACAAGUAAAGACCUUACCUCAUUAAGCAAGUACACAUGAAUAAGAAUGCCUAGAAGAGGAUUGAUUCUUCAAACCCGGACCCACUGGCUGCUGUUGGGCCUGGCUUUACUCUGCAGUUUGGUAUUAUUUAUGUACCUUCUGGAAUGUGCCCCCCAGACUGAUGGAAAUGCAUCUCUUCCAGGUGUCAUUGGGGAGAAUUAUGGUAAAGAGUAUUAUCAAGCCCUCCUACAGGAACAAGAAGAACAUUAUCAAACCAGGGCAACCAGUCUGAAACGCCAGAUUGCCCAGUUGAAACAAGAAUUACAAGAAAUGAGUGAGAGGAUGAGAUCAUUGCAAGAGAGAAAGAUUGGAGGAGUUAAUGGCAUAGGCUAUCAAGGCAACAAGGAGCAAGCACCUAGUGAUCUUUUAGAGUUUCUUCAUUCCCAAAUUGACAAAGCUGAAGUUAACAUAGGAGCCAAGAUACCAAGUGAAUAUGGGGUCAUUCCCUUUGAAAGUUUCACCUUAAUGAAAGUAUUCCAGUUGGAAAUGGGUCUCACUCGCCAUCCUGAGGAAAAGCCAGUUAGAAAAGAUAAGCGCGAUGAAUUGGUAGAAGUUAUUGAAGCUGGGUUGGAGGUCAUUAAUAAUCCUGAUGAAGAUGAUGAACAGGAAGAUGAGGAUAGUCCCCUUGGAGAGAAGCUGAUAUUUAAUGAAAAUGACUUCAUUGAAGGUUACUGUCGCACCGAGAGGGAUAAGGGCACACAGUAUGAGCUCUUUUUUAAGAAAGCAGACCUGAUGGCACACAGACAUGUGACCCUCUUCCGCCCUUUUGGACCUCUCAUGAAAGUGAAGAGUGAGGUGAUCGACAUUACUAGCUCUGUCAUUAACAUCAUCGUGCCACUUGCUGAAAGAACAGAAGCAUUUGCACAGUUUAUGCAGAACUUCAGGGAUGUAUGUAUUCAUCAGGACAAGAGGAUUCACCUCACCGUGGUGUAUUUUGGUAAAGAAGGCCUGUCUAAAGUCAAGUCUAUCCUAGAAUCUGUCACAAGUGAAUCUAAUUUUCACAAUUAUACCAUGGUGUCCUUGAAUGAAGAGUUUAAUCGUGGAAGAGGACUAAAUGUGGGUGCCCGAGCUUGGGACAAGGGCGAGGUCUUGAUGUUUUUCUGUGAUGUUGAUAUAUAUUUCUCAGCCGAAUUCCUUAACAGCUGCCGAUUAAAUGCUGAGCCAGGUAAAAAGGUGUUUUACCCUGUGGUGUUCAGUCUUUAUAACCCUGCCAUUGUUUAUGCCAAUCAGGAUGAGCCACCACCUGUGGAACAGCAGCUGGUUCACAAAAAAGAUUCUGGCUUUUGGAGAGAUUUUGGCUUUGGAAUGACUUGUCAGUAUCGAUCAGAUUUCCUGACCAUUGGUGGAUUUGACAUGGAAGUCAAAGGUUGGGGUGGAGAAGAUGUUCAUCUUUACAGAAAAUACUUACAUGGAGACCUUAUUGUAAUUCGGACUCCAGUUCCUGGUCUCUUUCACCUCUGGCAUGAGAAACGCUGUGUGGAUGAAUUGACUCCAGAGCAAUACCGCAUGUGCAUCCAGUCCAAAGCCAUGAAUGAGGCCUCACAUUCUCACUUGGGAAUGCUGGUCUUCAGAGAGGAAAUAGAGAUGCACCUUCAUAAACAGGCAUACCGGACAAAUAGAGAAGCUGUUCGUUAAUGUCAUCAUCAAUAUCAUCUUAGUGCAUUACUGUCUGAACUAUAAACCAGCACCAUUUAUUUAGCCUUAAUUCCAAAUAGACAUACAGUGCCUCUUUCAGGGAAGAAAUAGAUUAUUUUUUCUUGUUCUUUCUGACACGUCUUGCUAUGAGAAGAAAAAUAAUUGUUUCAAAAUACAAAUCCUCUAUUUUGUGAGAACACUGCACUAUAGAGUAUUGGACAUACUGGAACCUGUUGGUUGUCUCAAAAG